Messenger RNA from Nicotiana attenuata, 873 nucleotides. RefSeq lists its product as uncharacterized. The transcript has 2 exons. The coding region runs from base 1 to 873 and encodes 290 amino acids. NCBI's taxonomy places the organism in Eukaryota, Viridiplantae, Streptophyta, Magnoliopsida, Solanales, Solanaceae. The record is from RefSeq and is a predicted model, not a curated record.
AUGGUGAAGCUAAUACAUUUGAACAUCCCUUUGGUGGAUAUGCUCGGUGAGGUCCCAAAAUAUGCAAAAUAUAUUAAGGACAUAGUGGCAAAGAAAAGGAGGUCAACUGAGUUUGAGACUGUAGCACUUACUGAGGAGUGUGCAAGUAUCAAUCUGAUGCCAUUAUCAGUGUUCAAACAAUUGGGCUUAGGAGCUCCAAGACCCACCACAGUGAUGCUACAGUUAGCUGAUAGAUCCUAUGUUUAUCCUGAAGGGGUAAUUGAGGACGUCUUGUUGCAGAUUGGGAAGUUUAUUUUUCAUAGAGAUUUUAUCAUCCUAGAUUACGUGGCUGAUGAGUUGGUCCCUAUCAUCUUGGGACGACCUCUUAUAGCCACUGCAGAUGCAAUUAUCAAAGUCCGAGAAGGUAAGAUGAUCCUGAGCGUGGACAAUGAAGAAGCAGUCUUCAAUGUAUAUCGAGCCAUUCAGUUGCCUCGUCAUUACGAGGACCUGGACAUGAUUUCGAUUGUGGAGAUAAAUGAACUAGCCAUAGAUCCAAGGGCGUUUAAAGAAAAUGCACUAGAAAAGGCAUUGACGUUGUUCAAUCACUUAGAACUUGAAGAAGAGGUUGAGGAGAUGUUGCACAUUCUGGAUGCAUCAUGCGAAUACAUAAGAGAAAGAACCCAAUUUGAGCCUUUGGAUAGGCCAAUCGGCCAGCCUCCUAAACCCUCAGUUGAGGAGGCCCCAAAAUUGAAACUUAAACCCUUACUAUCUCAUCUUCAUUAUGCAUAUUUGGGAAAUUCUAACACUUUACCUGUGGUUGUUUCUUCUCAUUUGUCUGAAUUGCAGGAAGAAAAGCUCUUAUGGGAGCUGAUUGUCGAUGCCCCCUUUUUCUAA